Daktulosphaira vitifoliae (grape phylloxera) is the source of this 1755-nucleotide messenger RNA. RefSeq lists its product as uncharacterized. The transcript has 3 exons. The coding region runs from base 362 to 1291 and encodes 309 amino acids. The record is from RefSeq and is a predicted model, not a curated record. Lineage: Eukaryota; Metazoa; Arthropoda; Insecta; Hemiptera; Phylloxeridae.
AAAAAUUCAUCUUUUCAUCUGAGAGUCAAGUAAAAAUAGUUGAAUGUGUGUUGCAAUCUUGUGUGUUAGUAUCCGAAGAACUCCGAAGACCGAUAUUUAAAAGAUGUAUUGGCAGGGUAGUGAACUUGAAUAUGACCCCCCCCACCAGUUUUAUUAUCUAGAUAGUAAUCAUUUAUAUGUUCAUUAACGUAGAUUCCGGUGUUUGGUCGUUGUCUAUCGUACCGCGUGUGCUACGUUGUUACUUUGAAUAGUUAGAAUUCCGUAAUCUCUAAAAAUUAUAAAAAAUAUAUUAAAAUACAUAGUGUUUAUUUUUUGAUAAGCGUUUCCUACACUCUAAGAAGAUUACUAACUAAUAUUAAAAAUGACUGAAGCGGUUGUUAAUGGAAAAGAUACACGUUGUUUGUUCAUUAAUAAUGGAGAUGAUUUGUUAACAUUAAAAAAAGUGGUAUCCAAAAAGGCUGAUAGCAUUGACUGUGAAAAGUUAAAACAUAAAAAAUCCAAAGAAAUUAAUGGGAAUCAUCAAAAAACUGAUAGUUUGAGUUAUGAUGUUGACAAUACUUCAUCAUUAGAACCAAAUCUUGAGAUGGAUAGUGAUACUGACCGUAAUAUAACUAUAGAUUCUAUUUGUACGCAGGAAGAUAGAGAAUCAGAAAAUAUUGAUGUGUCAAAUGAAAAUUCAAAUGAAGCUGAUAUUAAAAACAGUGAAAAUCAGAUAAAUGUUAUGAAAAGCCCAGAUGACAUUCCAUAUUCACCAAAUACAUCAUUGGAUGAUAAUGAAUACUCAAAUGAUUUAGAAGACGAUUUUGAUUUCAAUAAUGUGAAAUCACCUGGCUCAUAUUUUAACAUAUCAUCACGAGCACCAUUGCAUUCAAAUUUAGAAUUGGAUACAACCUUAGAGGAAGAUUUUGGCUCUGUUGAUAAAAGUGUUUUACUAGGUAAUGAAAAGAAAAGAAAAUGUGCAGAAUCACCUGGAAAAGAUCAAGUACCAAGCAAAGUAUUUAAGUUAUGGAACAUAAUGAAAUAUCCAUUUAAUAAAAUUACAACUGGUUUACUGGUUAAUGGUAAUCAGAUAGAUACUUCUAAAGCAGAUAUUGUUGAUGAAGAAGUUAGUGAAGUGUCUAAAACAGAAUUCAAUAGUAAUCAUUUAAAAUCUGACGAAUUAAAGAACAAUAGUGAUAAAUCAAAAUCUGUUGAAAAAAAUGUUAUUAAUACUGAAAAUAAAAAUCAAUCAUUGCAAAUUUCAAACAAUGCUGCAAUUGAAAACCAACAGCGAUCUUGUUGUUUAAUGUAAUGAGUUUAUUGCAAAACUAUUCAUAGUGUUUUGAAAGAAAAGUUUUCAUUGAAUAUUAUAAUUCUAUAGCUUCAUCUCAUCCUAUGACAAUUUAUUUCAUGUUUUAAAUUAAAAGGAUUUGUAAUAGUUAGUCUUAUUUUUUUUAUUAAGAAAUGACCCAUGUAGUCCUCAUAUUUUUUAUUUUUGUAUUUAUUGAUAUUUUUGUUUGAUUCUAAAUAUCUUACUUAUUUAUUUUAUUUUUAUUUUUAAAAAUAAAAAAAUCAUCUUUUUCUAAUUAUAUUACUGAAAAACUACAAAUUACCUUAAUUUAUUGAAAAUAGUUAAAAUAAAUUGUUUCCACUCACUGAUUAUCAUCAAAAUUGUAUUCUAAUUUUAAAUGGUUCCUUUUACUUUUGAUAGAAAAGAUAUUUAAGUUUAGUGAUUUUUUUUGUGUGUCUAUUAAUAUCUUUACAUUAGUUAUUAAA